AUGAACGACGGCGGCGCUGACCAGCGCACGACCGACGUGCCCGCCACGCAGCUCCGGCCACGCGCCUGCCAUGACGUCAACACGCCCCCGACACACCCCUGCCACGCCCUCGGCACGCCCCCGCCACGCCCCGACGUGCCCCUGCCACGCUUCCGCCAUGCCACAGCUCGUGUCGACGCACAAAGACACGGUGAUCUCGAUCUCACGAAUCACGAUGAAGGCCCGCACCACCCCGCUCGCGUGCCCCGGCCUGACGGCGUUCGCCCUACGCCUCAUCAGCGAGCUCUCCUCAAGGUCGUCCGCGGCCUGUCGGAGCAGGCCCUCGCCGACCGCACGCCGGGGGGCGGGCCGCGCGUCUCCUUCGCGUGCGGCGUGUGGCACGACGAGACCCGGAAGCUCAGGCCAUCCUUCCGCGAAGCCGCCGCCCAGUCCUACAAGGCGGAAACCCGCGCCGUCGACUUCCACGGAAAGCCAGGAGAAGCCGUGAAGCAGAUCAACGCCUGGGCGGCGGCGGCGACGAACAACCUCAUCGACUCGGUGCUCACCGAGCAGCAGGUGUCCACCGAGACGGACGUCGUCGUCGCCAACGCCGUCUACUUCAAGGCCACGUGGCGCUCCCCCUUCCGCGAGCACUACACCGAGGACGACAAGUUCUACCGUCUCGACGGCACCACCUUGGACGUCGCCUUCAUGCAGAGCGGCAAGAAGCAGUACAUUGCCUGCCACCAAGGCUUCAAGGUGCUCAAGCUCGACUACAGGCAAGGGCACGUGUGGUCUUCGCCGCCGGCGUCGUUCUCCAUGUGCAUCUUCCUCCCGGACGAGCGCGACGGGCUCCGGGGCUUGGUCCAGAGGAUGGCGUCCAGCCCGAACUUCAUGCGCGCGCACCUUCCGACGAGUCUCGUCUCGGUCGGCGACUUCAAGCUGCCCAGAUUCAAGCUCACCUUUUCGGCCGACAUGUCUGGCAUUCUCCGGCGGUUAGGACUCCGUAUGGCGGAAGCCGACAUGUCCAACAUGGUGGAGGACGACGGCACCGGUAGGCCAUUGGGUCUGAGCGGUAUCGUCCACAAGGCUAUCAUCGAGGUGAACGAGGACGGUACCGAGGCGGCGGCCGUCACCGCCGGUAUAAUGUGCGGCUGCGGUCCUCCACCGAAAACACCGCCGGUUCUCGUGGAUCUCGUCGCUGACCAUCCCUUUGCCUUCUUUGUAAUUGAGGAGGAGUCGGGUGCCGUCAUCUUCGCUGGGAACGUCCUUGAACCCUCUCCGUCGAUUCCUGGAGAGAAUCUUCGUCGCCGUGAGUCCGUACAUCGUGCUCCUAACUUCGUCGUCGGGAGGAGGCCCGAGCAUCCAUGGACUUUGGGUGCAAUCCAUGAGAAACAGCCGCUCGGGGUAUACUCAAGGGGUAUGGAUGGCCGUCCAUUUGUGCAGCAUGAGGCUGCUUCAUGUAAUCGUAUUCUUCUUUUCGCUUGUGUCUGCCUGGUUGUGGCAUUUUUCUUUCAACUUGUACGUCUUUUGGUGAUGUAA
Messenger RNA from Triticum aestivum (bread wheat), 1521 nucleotides. RefSeq names its product putative serpin-Z5. Gene Ontology annotation, molecular function: serine-type endopeptidase inhibitor activity. The record is from RefSeq and is a predicted model, not a curated record. The coding region runs from base 1 to 1521 and encodes 506 amino acids. The transcript has 4 exons. NCBI's taxonomy places the organism in Eukaryota, Viridiplantae, Streptophyta, Magnoliopsida, Poales, Poaceae.